Messenger RNA from Lolium perenne, 1021 nucleotides. RefSeq lists its product as uncharacterized. The record is from RefSeq and is a predicted model, not a curated record. Lineage: Eukaryota; Viridiplantae; Streptophyta; Magnoliopsida; Poales; Poaceae. Gene Ontology annotation, molecular function: DNA binding.
CACACCUCGCACGCGUACUCAACUUGGAACGAUGGUUCCUUAAACUGAGCUAAAUUAACAUCCUUUCUCGGAGGUCAAUCUGAUUGGAGCGGUAAACUUGUCUUCUCUUGUGCAACAUCUUCACCUUCAGGUUGAAGAUGGAAAGGAGUGGAGAGAUGCCGCCGCCGGCGGCAGCGGGGAAGAAGCCGAAGCAGCUUCGGAGGAGGUGGAGGCCCGACGAGCACACGCGAUUCCUCGAGGCGCUGCACAUGUUCGGUCGCGACUGGACGAGGAUCGAGGAGCAUGUCGGCACCAGGACCCCCAAACAGCUCCGCAGCCAUGCUCAGAAGUACUUCGAGAAUGCCCGAAAGCUGGGUGUCACCGGGCUGCCGCCCCCGAGGCCGAUGCGCAGGCGCAAGCACGCCGUGGCCGUGACGCAGCAGCCACAGAGCUCGGCCGCCCGACAGCCACCGCCGCUGCUGGGCAUGCAGAGCUCCGACUGGGCGAGCAUUUCAGGCACUUCAGCUUCAGGGUGGUUCAACCAUGGAGGUGUAGAAAGUCAGACUGAACAAGUUGCUGUAACAUAUCCAGACGACAAUUCCUUCAUGGGGACAGCAAGCUUCUUCAGCGCUAUGACCAUGGACAUGAACUGGAAUGGCACUGGCAGCACAAGUGAAGUGCCGCCCUCGUCUCUGCCGGACUUGACGACCGUGCUAAGUGGCAAUGAGGUUGAGCUGGAGCCUUGGGACAUCAUCAUGCAGGAGAUCAGGGAUAUGGGACUGGAGCUGGACUUUGAUUUGUCGAUUUCCCCAUCUAAUAUCAUCGACGCAGCUGGGGAAAGCGAAUAUGGUGCUCCUCCGCCGCCGCAUCAUGGCGUUCCUGCUGUCUCUGAUCAACCUGAAACAUCGCCGAACACAGAAGGAGGGUGCUCUUGUGACGCCAAAGUUGAUGGCUAGGGUAGUGUACUAUGAUUUGGUCUGCAUUUAUUCAGAUCGUAGUAGCUUUUUUUUUACAGUACCGAUGUGACAAAAACUUGCCUUCA